Messenger RNA from Bursaphelenchus xylophilus (pine wood nematode), 7807 nucleotides. NCBI's taxonomy places the organism in Eukaryota, Metazoa, Nematoda, Chromadorea, Rhabditida, Aphelenchoididae. The record is from the annotation of a GenBank genome assembly.
AUGAAGGAAUCAAACUCCCCCCAAGAUACAGGUGAUCCAGCUGAGACAGCCGCCCGGGCCUUGGCUGAGAAGAAGAAGAAGCGAGGACUGGUGGGUGGGUUGUUCUUGAAGGUCGGAGAGAAGGUCGGGAUUGUCGAACAGACCAGAUUGGCUCCGGAAUUCAUAACUGAACUUGAAAAGUACAGUAAAUAUCAAGAUGUCGCUGACAAUGUGGUUGAAGGAUUAGAAGGUGAAGUAUAGCUAAUCAAAGCCGUGUUUAAUGAAUUUGAACUGAUGUGAGUAAUGACCACGCCUUUUAGGUGUACUACAAAUGAAUCCCGAGAUUUUGCAAACUCAGAAGAUUGAGUGUGAGCAUAAGAAAGACCCCAUCGAACUGUUCGGAAAGGCAGUCAAACAUAUGAGAGACCAUGUCCCCAGAGAGCGACUGGUGAGUACUGUUUCUGCUCGUGCCGAAAAAGUUCGCCGAGCAAGCGUUGACCAUCCUAAUUGGCGGACCUUUUUGACCUUUUUGUACCCAACAAUUUCCGCGUUUAUCUACAAAAUCUCUUGCGUUUAUCAAAAAGCACGUGCUCGUACGCCUAAAAGUUAUCUGACAGUAUCCUCUUACAGCUCUUAUAUAUUUAUAAAUAGUUGGGUUAAGCUGAUUAGAGGCGUACUUAUAGUACACUCCCUUUCAACGAAUUCCAGUUUACAGCAACAAACAAUGAAUGUGGAGGCCAUCCUGAAGCGAAUGGCAAUUCUUCAUCGAGAUGGCCAAGUGAAAGGCCGACGAUCGAUCCGUCGUCUUCGCCGUUUUGUGGCCACCGAAUACAAGGAAUUCAUAGCCAACCAUGAACAGCUGAUCAAUGCGAGAGAUGUCAUGGAUGCAGCCAGACAUGAAGUAAGGAAGACGCAUAAAAGCCCAAGAAGAUUCCUAUAUUAAUCUUUGGCAUAUUGCAAUAACAAGUACAAUCAUAAAAUAGAGGGUCCCUUCGGGUCCCCACUUAGUUCAUUAGCCUAAAACACAGAAUAACAACAAGUAAUGUUUAGUUACGUUCCCUGAGGCUUCAAUAGCCUCGACCAAACGACCGGGAACAUCUUGGUCAAGUUUUUUUUAACGCAUCCUACCCAAUCUUGCCCAUAAAUCGGAAACCGCUCAGGAAGACCGUUCAUCCUAGACUUGGCUGCCGGGCUAGGCCGGCCCGGCACGUCGUUUUUUUCUGCUAAUUAUGGUUUGUAUCGCGACGAAAAACAAGCUUUUGGCGUAAUGCCUUAAAAAUUUUUUUGGCUUGCGAAGCUAAAAAUUUUUGUCGGUUGCACCACAAAAACAUUUUUUGCCAAAAAAAUGUGGCAUUGUGCAUUUUCUAUAAUUUUCCUUUUGUUGUGGCCACAUGCAUAAAGUGAUGUGUAACAGCAUAAAUAGCGUCAUAUUUAACAAAAAAUACAUGAAUAUAUAUUUAAGAAGCGUCAACAAUACUAAUAAUCUUAUUAAUUUGAUAUUCGGCGAUACCACCUCUUAGUAUAACAUAAUCCGGGGAUUGAAAAAAAAUUCGCGUACAGAAAAUUCUGAAACUGAACACAUAUUUUCUCUGAAUUCUUCUGCAUCAACUGGCAUAUCGGGUAUACCCAUGUUUCGUUGGAACUGCGAGAUAUAACCGAAUCUUUAACAGAAACACCCAUGAUGUUUUAGAUGAAUAUGGAAAGGCUAAGAUGAUAACAGAUGUCAUGUUGAUUCUUAAAGGAGCUUAGUCCAUCGAAAUUUCAGAAAAUAUCAUUCAAUGAGUAUGUGUGCCGAUGGUUUUUGCGUAAAUUAGGUUGUGGUAAAUUAGAAUUUUCGGCGCUUCUUCUCUCUUUUUUUCAAUCAAUAAUAGCGCCGCCCCGUUAAAAAAACAUUUUCCAAUUACGAAAGAACGAUGUGCCCGGGCCGGGCCGGUGUUUGGGCCAGGCCGGGCCGGGCCAAAGCAAAAUUGAAACGGGCCGGGCCGGGCCGACCUGUUCCGGCCCGCGGGCCGGGCCGCAACUUUCGGCCCGGGCCGGCCCGGCAAAAUUAAAAUUCUGAAUUUCAAAGCGAAAAGUUGGGUUGCCAAUAAAAUUAAAACGCAAAGCCAAGAAGGGGGUUUACACAGGGAACUCGGAUUUACUUAUACAGGGUGCGCCAAAAAUAUUGGGACUCAUAUUUUUACUUGCCCUGCGGGCUGUAAUGGUACAAGAGCAAAGUGGUCGCUUGUGCAAACGUGCAAUGCUCCCAAGAAUCUAUCUUCAAAGUUUCAGACAGAGUAGUCGUAUACGACACCUGUUCUGCCAUUAUAAGUGCUCACAACUAAGGCCCCUGAGACACGGACCCCAAAAUGGAUAAAAAUUGGAAACACUAGUUUUACCGUUGCAUGCUAUGGCAGAAAUUCACUUUAUAUGACAGAGUAGCGGUCGCUUUUUAUACACUAAAAAUGAUCUUUCCGAAUAACGACGAUUACAUCUUUUACAGCCCGUCAAAGUCGGCCUAAAAACGCGCCGUUUUCCAGAAAACUUCCGUAAGAUCAAAGAUUUUUAUGUAGAAGUUUCCAUGUAAGGUUCCCAGCGUAUUAGACAUCAGAGAUACUUUUAUAAGGACAACGAGAGUCUGACUAGUCGUCUUUGAAAAAUUAUUUUUUUAUCUUCUGCCUCUGGGGGAUGAAAUAGUGACUAUAGCGGUAGAAUUUACUCUAAGGUUGCUCGUCAAGUGAGCUUGGACUGAAGAUCGCUAAAAGUAAUUCAGUUGUGUCAGCAUGUAUCCCGAGUAUAGCGUUACGUCGAUUUUUACGCUCAAGUACUUUUCAACUUGUAGUAAACUGCCAAAAUAUAUCAAGCUUCGAAGGACCGUGCCUCCAAUCCGCACCAUAAAGUUUUUUCCAUACAGAAACUGUCCCCUUGUAGGUGUAGAUUUUAUUUUAGAGUAUGACAAUUCCUUAUGUACACACUCUAUAACCACAAAAUUUUAGAGCAACACGGGCGAUACUGUGGUAUUGAGAUCGCUAAAAACAUAAAAAUCCAAACUUUCGGGAUUUUUUUUUGUUUUUUCGACCAGCGCCGCCAUAUCGGUGUCAACCAUGAUUACAUACGUUGUUACAAAGUGAAUAGCAUGUGCUUUAAACACAAUAAAUUUGAAGGAUCUUACUUUCCCUUAGCGGAAAUAAUGGCCAAAUUGAUUUCCCGGUCAUCCACUUGAAAAGAAAAUUUUGGUCCCCCAAAAGCUUUUGACUAUUUUUUCAAGUUUGCAAUAGGCCCCAACCCUGGCAUUACCGUUGCCGUAUAGCAAGACUGUUACCCUUGCUAAAACGGUCAAAAGUUUUGAUUCCAAGGCCAGCCGAAAAAAGCUACACGGAAUUGAUUUUUGUCCCAAUAUUUUUGGCGCACCGUGUAUGUACGUCUUUUUUACUUAUAUGAAAUUGAAGUUUAUAUAAGUAAAUAAACGUACAUAUAAGUAAAUAAUCGUACAUAUAAGUAAUUCUGAAAUUACUUAUAUGUAAACUUUAUUUUCGACGCGCUCCAAAUUUACUUAUAUUUACAAAUAAGGAUUUUUUACUUAUAUUUACCAAUAAGGAUGUUUUACUUAUUUGUAACCCAGAAUUACGCACAGUGCAGAUUAUAUUAUAAACGUUUAUUUCGAUUCUCAGAAACAACAAAUACAUGUGGAUAACGCAUCUUGUGUGCUCCGGAUAGGUUUCUCAUCUGUUUUUGUCCUUGUGAGGUAUCAUUUGUGGGACCUUCUAUGGGGAUUUCUGCGUCUGGAUCCACUGAAAAUAGUAAAAAAUAAAGAAGAUAAGGUCGUUCGACGAUAUUUACUAUAAGCCCUUCUCAAUUGUUUGUGCUUCUCCACCCCGAAAAAAAAUUAGUUUUAGGUUCACCAAGUUUGUCAUGUUGCACUAGGUCCAGGUGAAUAUUCUCAACAUACCUGAAUCAUCCGAGUGCCAUUUUUCCGGGAUCGUGUGUACAUUGUCCAUUUACUACCCUACACGACCAAUUUUUCGAUAAUCUGAAACCUAGAGGCUUCACCUGGACCUAGUACAACAUAGCAGAACUAUGUCUGGAAAAAUCUUUGGUUUUAUGAAAUGUGAAAACAGUUAAAAAACACCUACCAAGUUUGAGCACACAGUGUUCAUCCAAAUUCUUUCCUCAUAGUGCUUGUUCAUAGAUUUUUGGGAACUGCGUGAAGUUUGACGUUGACAUGCUCCAUGCUCGGGAAGGUUCUCGCGUUCGCAACUUUUGAUCCGAGCACUCUGUUACCCUGUAAAAAAAAAAACUGACUACAAGCAACUUACUUUAUUCGAUCCAAGGUUGAGAUACGUCUUUGACGCUCCAAAAACUUAGAAUUUUUCUAAGUCCGGCCAACGCGUGCAGAAACCAAAAAGCGUCUUUGACGUUCAAAAGUUUUCUUUUCGAGGCUCAUAUAUGUACAUAUAAGUAAAAAUGAACGAGCUCCGCCGUUUUUUACAUAUAAGUACCGCUAUUUGUAAAUAUAAGUAAAUAAACGUAAAUAUAAGUAAAAAUAAAUAAGCCCCGCCUUUUUUAACUUAUAUGUAAGUUAUUGGUAAAUAUAAGUAAAAAAUUUUACUUAUAAGUAAAUCCGAGUCCCCUGUGUAUAUUUUUCUCACAGUAAGCGUAAUUUUAUAAAAAUAAAGCACGGAAGUACUGAAAAAUGGCUAAUAAUAAGUAAUUUUACUAGUAAAAUCUAUUAAGUACUAAUGUAUACUAGUGUUUGUAGUAAUUUUUUUGAACAAAAACUCAAAAUAAACGUAACCGACAUCCUUAAAAAAACAAUUAAGAAGUCGUGUGAAGCAACACUAUCAUCUUGAAGUUGAAAACCUUGUUAAACGUGGUUCCACCCUUGCUGAAUCUGUAAAAUUGGUCUUGGGGCAAUUUUUAAUAGUCUGAAAACGGAUCUCGGGAAUUUUUUGAUUAAUUUUAAAAAGGCAAUGCGUUGGUAAGUAAUUUUUUGCUUUAAAAAUGUACUGUUAGUUGCUAUAGCUAUAGUAAAGAAAAAUAUGUCAUAUCUAAUAGCGAAUUAAGGUAUUUUACUUCUUCUCAAUUUUCGGGCCGGGCCGCGGGCUGGGCCGGGCCGGGCCGAAGAAAAAUUGAAACGGGCCGGGCCGGCCCGAGAGCCAAGUCUAGUUCAUCCUAAGUCGCCGAACUGGCCAACCCAGAAACCUUUAAAAGAGAGUUUUUUUACACCUCGAAGGACGGCCCAGACAUUUCGAAAAAACGACCAACUCAGAAUCUUUUGAUAUUUAGCAUAGUUGUUGUACAUACAGUAACUGCCAAAACACUGUCAAUUUUUUUGUUCUUUGUGUAACUCUGCUCACCGUGAAUGGAUUUUAACGAAACAAGUAACAUUCUGUAGAGAAUUAAGCUGUUACGUAAUGGUGUAGCGACUGGAGCGAUUUUACAUCUUAGUGUGUAACAACUGUCGAUGUAAAAUUUUUGGAGAGAAUUUGUUUCGUUUAAAUCCAUCCACGGUGAGCAGAGUUACACGAAGAACAAAAAAAUUGACAGUUUUUUGGCAACUACUGUACUACUAUAAUGGCUGGAUGUCGACACGAAUUUUUAUUUCGUAAAUUACCGUAUAGGGGGUUACGAUAGUACUCAUAAUCAAAAUUUCAUUGUUUCUAAAGUUGAACACUUUUUUAAUUGACACUUUUGUUCUAGGAUGUAGCCUUCGACCCUUGAAUGUUGGGAAUACAAUACACCUCGAUUUAAUCUUGGCUUAACUUUACACACGUUCAAAACGGUUUCAAAUUUGUCGAGGUUUGAAGUGGUAUAGAUGAAAGCAGACUUGCGGUGAUUUUUUGCCAUUGUUGGAUUUUAAUUUUUUAAAUCAGGAUAAAACAAAAUUUUUUCAUAUUUUUGAGUAGGGUUCGGAAAAUUCGGGUAUAUUCACCACGCGGGUAUAUACCCGGGUAUAUUCCCGGUAUACACCCGAAAUCUAGGGUAUAUUGGGGUAUUUAAAAAAUUAGCCCGAUAUUGUACUAGCCGCGACAUAAAGUCCUGAGAAAUUUGCACAGUGCAUUUUUGUUUUUCUUUCGGACCCGUCGCGGCAAUUCCCCGUUUUUGCACUAGCGACAUGCACUUUCGCGCGAGCCACUCUAAUUUUCUCGCGCGACACCCGCGACAAAAUGUGUCAGGACUUUAUGGCGCGACUAGUACCAAAAUGAAGUCGUUUGUGCCUCAUUCAUUAACUUAAUCACGUUUGGAGUGAUAUUAUUUAUUUUCCCAGCUACAACAAACAAAACUAGUACUUUAACAACGAAAAAGUAUAGUAAUCCAAUACUUCGCAGUCAGAUUUGGAUUUUUCCCUUUCAUCUUCCGACUCCGGCAACUGGCUAACUAGGUUUCGACCUCAAAACAAAGUUUCGAACGGAAAAAACAAAUUAUGACAAAAUGUCAACAUUCAUUGAUUUUUUUAUGACCAAAUUCCAUAUUUUUUUAAACUUUUUGACUGCAAAAGCACUUUGAAGAUUGCCAUAAAUAUCCGAAAAUACCCCGCUUCGUGGGUACAUAUCUAUCCCUCAGGGGUCGCGCAGAGAUUUCCCCUUUGGGGAUGAUAUAUAAGUCUUAACCGAUCAAUUUGCACGACAUCCGGUUCAAAAAGCGAUUUACACCUAAAGUGCAUUCCCAUGUAAGAAGACACUGACAAAACAGGUUGAUUCUGCAAGGGUCGGUGAAACCGACAUUUGGCCGUUGCAGUGCCACAUUCCUUGCAGAUUGCAUGGUUGUGAGAUGGUUCUGCCGCGUCAUGACGGUUUUACAUACUACUGGCAUGACAUUAGAAUUGACGGCCGCAGCAACUCAAAUGAAUAUCCUUAAGUUCCAAGAAGACUUAUGCAAACAUCUGGUACCGUACUGGCAAACUGGCUACACUUUCAUGCUCGAGAAUGCUCAUGUCAACCAUGGCAGGUCGACAAAACAGUUCUUUUAACAGCAAGGCAGUGCUGCCAUAUGCUCGUUCGAUUGUUCUCUGGAUAAAAUCCGAUGAAAAACUUGUGGGGCGCCCUGUUUCGUGAAUUAUACCUCAAGCAAUGUUCUACCGUAACCGAAUUAAGAAAAGCCGUUUUCCGACUUAGGGACAAGAUUGGUCAGGAUACGUUUAGAAAGUUUUCCCAGGGGGUUCCCAGUCGUGUGAUGGGCGUUGUUGAGCCUCAGGAAGCGUAACUAUACAUCAGUGAUUGAUAUCCCGUGUUUUCAUUAGGCUAAUACCCCAAAUUCGCGAGUGCGGUUAUAAUUUCGCGACAAAGAAAAGUACCAAAAUUUUGUUUUUACAGCUUUUUCCAAAAUACGGAAACUUUUCAAAAUGAUCUUUUGGCACAUCAUUUCUAGUACACUGAUGCAUAUUAGUGCCAAAUAUGACACAUUUCUAUUGACAACCACAAACGUUACGAUCGUUUUUAAAGUGCAGUUAUAAUUACGACCCGCACUGUUUGACUGCAAGGGGAUGGUAAUAGUACCGUUUCCAGCUAAACAUACAUUAUUGGCUGACAGUUCUUCUCAAUUCAUAUUUGCAGGUGAAACAAGCCCGGACAACGGAACAGGUGGAACAGCGAGGGAGAAUCUAUGAACAAGCCGUUCAUGAAUUUGACGAGCUGGCCGGGAAACUGGCCUUGUCCUGCGAUAAUCUUGGGACUGAUCGGUUAGUCCAUGAGAGAGAAAUCCUUGAUGUAAGUGCAAGUUGUCUGCCUUCAAAGUCAUCUUUUUCUAGUGGUUCGAAGUCUCUGCUCGUCAUCAUUACAAUAUGGCCUACACUUUGAAUGAAACGCUGGCCAAGAUGGGAGUUCCUGGCUUCAAGUCCACGAACUCUUAA